GGGAUGGAGAGGAGGUGACUCGUAGCAUGUUGGAGCCUUAUGAAGCUACCAUAGGCAGAUGUGGCGGGAUUCCUAAAGUUAUUGCUACUAUAGGCCAAUUCGCUGCCAAAGAAAUAGCCGAUGAUAAUUCCCACCGGAAGAUCUUGAGUGAUAUAACUGAUGACUUUAUGGGCAUGUUGAAGACCAAUCAAGGGUGUCACAUGUUAAGGGAUCUAUUUUCUUGGAUGCAGUCCUACUUUGAGCGUUGCUCAGAAGCCUCAGAUUCCCUCAAGCCAUGUAUCUUCUAUAUGUCAAUCUUCCCUCGGAACCACAACAUAAGGCGGAGUCAUUUGUUGAGACGGUGGAUUGCUGAAGGUUAUUGCAGGGACACAUGCAGUGGGACGGCAGUGGAGAAUGGGAAGAAGUUGUUCUUGGAACUCACCAACUUGAGCAUAAUCCAACAGUGUCAGAAGGCAAUGAAGUACCUAUACCAAGUAAAUGGUUUCUUUCAUGAAUACAUCAUUUCACAGCCAAUGGAAGACAACCUUGUCUUUUUUGCACUGGAGGGGAAUUGCAGCCUGAACUCGCAAAACGGAGGACAACAUCUGACCAUAAGGAGUAACUGGGACAGAGAUAUCACGGUCUUUAGGAGCCUGGACUUCUCGCGUCUACGGUCCUUGACAGUGUUUGGGAAGUGGAUGCCAUUCUUUCUAUCUUCCAACAUGACUAUACUCCGGGUGUUAGAUAUGUCGGAAACAUCAGGUAUACUAGAUGGUGACCUUGAGCAGAUCGCGAAGGUACUACCUCGUCUUAAGUUUCUCUCUCUGAGAGGAUGCAAAGAGAUAAGCCAUCUACCAGAAUCAUUUGGUGGCCUGAGGCAGCUGCAAACUUUGGAUGUCAGACACACCUCAAUUGUCAUGCUACCGUUGUGUAUCAUCAAGCUACAGAAGUUAAAAUACGUUCGUGCCGGUACCAUCAUACCAUCAGAUGAAGGUGAUGAAUCUGUUGCAAGUAUACUAACAACAAAUGUACACCCUACAUCAACACCACCAGUGGGCACUGAUGACAUGGUCACAACACUACCGCAAACGGCAGAUGAGGUUCAGGCAUCAACACAGUGGUCAUGGAGCUGCCGGCCACGCAGUUUGGUGUCUAGCUGGUUAACCAAGUUGCACAGACACCGAGUUGAUAAUGAUGGUGUUGAGGUUCCUGUUGGGAUUGGGAACUUGACGGGCUUGCAUACUAUUGGUGUUGUCAAUGCCAACAUUCCUAAUGGGAAGGAAAUCCUAAAGAAGCUUAAAAACCUUACACAGCUGCGCAAGCUCGGUGUAUCUGGCAUAAACAGGCGAAACAUCCAAGAGUUGUGUACUUUCAUCUCCGGCCACGGUCAUCUGGAGUCCUUAUCAGCUCGAAUCGAUAAGGAUAAGCAGGGGUUAUUUGCUUGUUUCGAUGACAUGAUUUCCCAGCCACCUAAGACCCUAAAGAGCCUUAAGAUUUACGGGCAUGUAAAGAAACUGCCGAUCUGGAUCAAACAACUUGAUAAUCUCCAGAAGAUAGAUCUUGAAUUGACUAUACUAUUGCAAGAGGACAUGCGCUUCCUUGGGGGAAUGCCAUAUACAGAUUUCUUACGUCGCCUUUGUAUCAAGCCAAUUCAAGAUGCGGAACUCCAUUUUAGCACACUGGGAGAUGGUGUCUUUUGGGAGUUACGGUUCCUAGAGAUCCAUUGCACCUCCAAGUUACAUGUAACUUUUGUAGACUGGGGGACUCAGCGAGUUGAGGUGCUGAAGAUUCACUGCUCCGGUGGGGCGUCUUUGCGGAUUUCUGGACUAGAGUAUCUAGAUCUCAAGGAGUUGUGGCUUAAGGGUUCCUACAGCGACGAAAUCAAGCAAGAGUUGCAACAGCAAGUUUCCGAGCAUGCAAAUAAACCUGUCUUGAAGCUAGUGCAGCGAUGCUCGUCCUGA
Messenger RNA from Lolium rigidum, 1940 nucleotides. RefSeq names its product disease resistance protein Pik-2-like. The transcript has a single exon. The coding region runs from base 27 to 1940 and encodes 637 amino acids. Gene Ontology annotation, biological process: defense response to other organism. Lineage: Eukaryota; Viridiplantae; Streptophyta; Magnoliopsida; Poales; Poaceae. The record is from RefSeq and is a predicted model, not a curated record.